Vicia faba (fava bean) is the source of this 330-nucleotide messenger RNA. The record is from the annotation of a GenBank genome assembly. Lineage: Eukaryota; Viridiplantae; Streptophyta; Magnoliopsida; Fabales; Fabaceae.
AUGCUCUUUUCUUCACACUCGCGAACGAAGCAAUUUGCUUCACCUUUUCUGCACGAUCUCCGCCGCAGCUUUCAUCCUCUCUGUUUUCGAUCAACUUCCACCGUGGAUUUCAUCAUCUCCGUUUCUGAUCGAUUUCCACUCGGUCUCUUCUUCUCCAUUCGUCAACGAAAUCAACACGGUGCCGUCAAUAUCUUCAUCAUCGCUGAAAUCAUCCAUCCUUUUCUCUCAAUUCUGCGCGUGAUACCCUUCGGUGGUGCAUGUCGCGGACUCCGACGAAGCGCUAAGGCUCUGAUGCAAAAGGAUGUACACUACAAUUUUUGCAGAAGAUGA